Xenopus laevis (African clawed frog) is the source of this 3360-nucleotide messenger RNA. RefSeq names its product RAN binding protein 3-like S homeolog (gene ranbp3l.S). The transcript is spliced from 15 exons. The record is from RefSeq and is a predicted model, not a curated record. Bases 193 to 1743 code for a protein of 516 amino acids. Gene Ontology annotation, biological process: protein export from nucleus. Lineage: Eukaryota; Metazoa; Chordata; Amphibia; Anura; Pipidae.
ACUUACACUGUAUUUAGCAGCCCCGAGCGCGCGUCUCAUUGAAAGUUCGUCCUGAGGGGGUUGCGUUGAGGGGAUUUGAUUGUAGCCAGGGAAUGAUUCACAGGACACGGGCGCUUUGUUCCUGUACAGUCCGGUUACUGCUGCUGCUGCUGGAGAGUUCGGGCUUCCAAGUCACCAGUUGAACUUAUCGGUAUGAGAAACCAACAGGCUCCUAUUCUUAAAGUGAAUGGUUUCUACCCGGACAUAGAGCCUUUGUGCAGAGGCAGCGCGUACCAAGAGAAAGUGGGGGGAUCCCACAGCAUGUGUAUUGCAGCCUCUGAAGGGGGGAGUGAUCUGUCCCCCAGUUGCCAGUUGGAGUGCGGGAAAUUCAAGGAGAGCCCCAAAGAGAAAGUAUUUCUUGCUCAGCCAGUGUUCGUUCUUGACAAGAAGGAGAGACCAAUCAAGAGACCCGCUGAGACCUUGAAUCUUCAGCAAAAUGCUCAAUGUGUGUUUCCUGCAAGCCUCAGUGUGUAUCCUGACAAGAGGGAACGAGCCUCCUCUUUCACUUACAGACCAACCACAUCCCCACCUCGUACAGACAAUAGUGUUUCGGAGAAACGAGUUCGUUCGUCUUCAUUUAGUCUCCUCUCUUCCUUCCCUCCAUCCCCGUCAGAUCUAAGAAAAAAUGUGUUUGCGCCUUCCAGUUUGAUACAGGAUCACCCAUUGAUCACUACAAGCAGCCCAGGGAAGUCCCAGACGUGGAAGGUUAUCAAGCCGGCCACCCUGCAGGUUCCACAGAAAACAAUAUGCCAAGAAGUACACAAUGCAGAAUGUGAAUCAGCACCAAGUCAGCUGGACAGUAAGAUGCAGCCUCAAGACAAAAACAAGUCGGCGCUGGAUAACAACAGCAAGAUUAAAUUUGCCCCUGCAUGCAUUUUGGACCAGAAAACAGAAAGAAAUCAGCCAUUUGUUCAAGCGUUUGGAGCAGACAAAAAUACUUCUGAUUUUGUCUUUGGAGAAAACAUGGAGAAGCGAGUUAUGAGCCCGAGGAGACCUUUGUGUUCCCAGAGCAGUAAAGCCCAAGGGAAGUGGGAAGCAGCCUCUUCCCGAUCAUUGACAUCUCACAGGAGCUGGCCUUAUCCACGGAAUGGUGGGAAAACAUGCACCAGCCUCAUUGAAUCUGCCGCCGCCUACACCUCCAAACCCAGAGUCAAGUAUGAACUGAAUCAGAUGCAAAUCAUAACUGGAGAAGAGUCUGAGCGCAAUGUUUUACAGAUAAACUGCAAGCUUUUCGUUUUUAACAAAGACACUCUGACGUGGACAGAAAGAGGUCGGGGGUACCUGCGGCUUAAUGACCAAGCUGAAAGUGACAAUGGAAUUUUCCAGUCUCGAAUAGUGAUGCGAAACCACGGCAGUUUGAAGCUCCUUUUAAACAGCAAAAUCUUUGAGCAAAUGAAGUUAGAGAGGGCGAGCAGAAAGGUCCUGCGUAUUAUGGCCACCGACCUUAUGGACCACAGCCUCAAAGUUUUCUUAGUCCAGGCAAGUGUGAAGGAUGCAGGGCGUCUCUUUGCUGCCAUUCACCACCGCCUUGUCGCUCUGCGGAGCAGCAGCCAACGGAAGGCUGAGACCACUCAAGCUGAGGCAGAAUCGCGUUUUCAACUUAUCAACAGUGACUCUGAAGAUGAAGAUGAAAUGACUUUGAUUCACCGUAGCCUUUCUGAGCAUGAUCAGUGGAUCAGAAGGCAGCCUGUCAUAUACUCCUGACAUCCAGUAUUUCUGCCUUGUUGUAGAGUAAGAUGACACAGCAGCGCAGUCUAUGUGAAGGAUGAAUCUACUAUUGGCGCAGCCAUUCGUUCUAAAUUAUCUAUAGACUGGAACUAAAGUCACCAAAGGAAAAACAGAUGUGCCAAAGACACAGCCGUGAUUUACCAUAAAGCAUGUUUGCAACGUUUGAAUAUUAUGGAGACUGUAUUGUUGUUCAGGGGGCUGUUUAGACCCUGCAAAGACAUUUGUUUCCCACCACUGGAGAAGUUCAUAGAAGAUUCUGCCAAAGACUUUCUAUAGGAAACGUGGGGUGAAUUACACACUCUCUUCUUGUACUGUAUAUACCUCAGAUAGGACUUUCACUCAAGACUUCAGUGAACCCUGGACCAUGCAUUUCUAUUCUCAAACUCUUGACUGGAGCACCGCGGAUUAUGUUUUUCCUGCGUGGGCCGCAAUUUCUUUCUCCUUAGCUUUUGGACUGGCCAAACAUAGGGUUCUUCUCAUGAGGUUCUUCUAUAUCCCUUAAAUCUGGAGUUGUUUGCAUGUGUUCAUAGGAAUCUAAGAAGAUACUUUAUUAAAGAAGCAUGGAUAGCUCAUCAUAUUGAUGGCAAACAGAUAUCUUUUGGGCUUUAAAAUAUGCAAUGAUUAUUUAUUUUUUAACUAUUUUCAAAUAGAUGAAUAUUUGAUUAUGAGAUUUCAUAUUGGUCCCAAUGGCUUUCCCUCUUUUGCUUUCCUCAAUGUUAAAGGGGAAACUAUCAUCAUUUUUAUUAGUGAUGCACCGAAUCCACUAUUUUGGAUUUGGCCGAACCCCCAAAUCCUUCGCAAAAGAUUCCGCCGAAUCAGACUGGGCCAGGGGGACACCGGGAAAAAACCUGGUGGGCCCUGGCUCUUUUGGGCCCUGCUGCACCAGACCCGCUCCCUGUACUCACUUUCCUUACCCCUCUCCCUGACCCCAGUUGCGCUGGAAAGAGGUAUUUUGCAGCUGAGAGUCCUGGGAGAUGGUGUGGGUGGACCCUGAGGCUGCAGGCCCUGGGCCCCCCAGACAGACGCUGCUGGGUAGUUAAUGCCCCUAUGCAAUACCAGCUCUAUAAAUGUGAAGUUAAUAACUCUGAUGUUGUUCCCUAUUCUUCCUAAGCUUUCAAAUCUAGCCAUUGCUCUCCUGUGCUGUGAAUUCUGGGCAGGGGCCUAGCCAGCUCUGGACUGGGAGUCAAAAAAGGGCCCUGGCAAUUCAAUAACACAGAGCCCACUAGCCCACUAAAUAGUGGCUUUCUAGUAGGGAUUACUAUUUUGGAUUCCGAACAUCCGAAUCCUUCCCAAAAGAUUCAUCCGAAUACCGAACCAAAUCCUUAUCCUAAUUUGCAUAUGCAAAAUAGUGGUGGAAAGGGGAAAACAUUUUUUACUUCCUUGUUUUGUGACAAAAAGUGAUGCGAUUUCCAUAUAAAAUAAAUUUGCGAAAAUUUGGCCGCGCAUCAGAAUAAUCUGACUGCCAAUAUAGGCGUGCGUAUGACAAUUGUUGAUGCACGUCAAAAUAAUUUUCUUCAAUGAGUUUAGCAAAUUUUUUGGCGAAACUGGAAAAAUUCGCCCAUCACUAUUACAGAGAAAAAGGAAAUCAUUUUU